AUGAGAUUUUUAGAUUUUCGGGCGGUUUAUGAUGGGAGGCAAACAUUUUCAACCCUUUUUAUGCUUCUUUCUAACUCCAUUUUAUCGUCAUCCUCCAAGACCAAACCACCGUUCAUCAAAUAUUGUCCGAAAAUGCUACGAUUUUCCUCUUUCAAUAUCCUUACAAAUGAAAAUCCUUGUGAAAAUCCUUUUAUGACUGUUUGGGAGAAUAAAACAUGCUUUCAAGAAGACAUUUUACCCGGGGGAUUAACAGAGAAAAAGACUUUCACAGAUGAAAACAACAAAAAGAAAAAGUUAAAUUGA
Molecule: messenger RNA, 303 nt
Organism: Clunio marinus
Lineage: Eukaryota; Metazoa; Arthropoda; Insecta; Diptera; Chironomidae
Source: the annotation of a GenBank genome assembly